AUGGCAGAAAUUAAACACUCUGAAAUAACCAAGGAAGCGCCAAGGACGCCGAAUGUUGAAGUUAAAGGGUCCGCUCUGGGAGACACCAAGAGCAGCGUUGCAGAGAGUGUGAAAAAAGAAAACGCCCUAGUUUCAAUGGAGGAAGAAGAUGGCGCCAAACCAUGCACUUUGGUUGACACUACAGCGAGCCUACAGUCUGCAAGUGGAACACUCAGAGGUAUGGGUACAAAAGACCCAAAUCUUGCCGUGGAUGGGAAAGGCAGUGUCUCCGAGCCCUACACUUUGGUUGACACUAAAGAGGGCCUUGAAACUGCACUCAAAACCCUGAAAAGUGUGAGUAAAGAAGGUCCAAAUCUUGCCGUCGAUGGUGAAGGUGUUGAUUAUUCCAGAAGAGGAACGCUGUCUUUACUUGCCGUUGCAACAAGAGAUCACGUGUUCCUGUUUGAUAUGAUCAAGCUCGGACAACUCGUUUUUGAUCGCGGGCUUCGCGAGAUUCUCGAGGAUCCUACACGCGAAAAGCUGAUGUUCGACUGCCGCGAAGAUUCAGAUAUCCUCUGGCAUAACCACCACGUGAAACUUGACGGUGUCCUGGAUAUACAGAUUUUGCAAGUUAUGUAUAGUAAUAGAGAUAACUCGGAUCUCUCGCCAUUUGGUCAAAAACGAUGUGCCAUAGCACCUUGCGAAAAGGUAUUUAGCUUGCUGCAUUGCCUUGUGCACUACACUGACGUCGUUACAUCCAUUAAAAUAAAUAAAUCAGUUGGGUCAUUCUUUUUUCUAUCAACUAAGAAGUGGAUGGACAGACCCUUACCUGCGGACAUGAUUAAGUACGCAUGCGUCGAAGUAUCAACCUUAUUUGGCCUCUACGAAAAAAUGAAAAUGAGCAACGAGGACAUGAGACGGUUGAAGACUGCAUCAUCGCGCUACGCCGAUCUGAAGCGUUCGCUCACCGUACGCCGUUUUGACGAAUUUGAAAAAAAUGGGUACCUGCCACUACAUAUAAUACCUCCAAAAGGAUCUGUUGGCUUUUCGGACUAUCAGUCCAAUAAAGGCACCGAGUGCACGGGUUGUAAAAGGCGCUUUCCGCGCGAAGCGUUCACUUACACACAGCUUAGAAAAGGAGAACAAAAAUGCAGAGUUUGCAGGAAGGUGAAAAACGACAAUGAUGUUGAGAGUAACAGAGAAGACAAUUGGGCACGUGAUUGCUCUGACGACAGUGCUGUAUACUACUCCACGGAUGAAAAUGAGGAUUAUUAUUAG
Lingula anatina is the source of this 1257-nucleotide messenger RNA. RefSeq lists its product as uncharacterized. Gene Ontology annotation, biological process: nucleobase-containing compound metabolic process; piRNA processing. Gene Ontology annotation, cellular component: PET complex. Gene Ontology annotation, molecular function: nucleic acid binding; 3'-5' exonuclease activity. NCBI's taxonomy places the organism in Eukaryota, Metazoa, Brachiopoda, Lingulata, Lingulida, Lingulidae. The record is from RefSeq and is a predicted model, not a curated record.